This is a messenger RNA of Neogale vison (American mink), 4733 nucleotides long. It is a transcript of the gene ARMC9, whose product is annotated as armadillo repeat containing 9. Gene Ontology annotation, cellular component: ciliary basal body; centriole; ciliary tip. The transcript is spliced from 24 exons. Lineage: Eukaryota; Metazoa; Chordata; Mammalia; Carnivora; Mustelidae. Gene Ontology annotation, biological process: cilium assembly. The record is from RefSeq and is a predicted model, not a curated record. Gene Ontology annotation, molecular function: protein binding. Bases 120 to 2651 code for a protein of 843 amino acids.
UGGCGGCGGCGGUUGCCGGGGCGACAGCUGGAGAAGUGGCGGCCGAGUGGAUUUGUGGAGUGUUCCCGCGGCGGUGCAGCAGAGACUUGGGCUGUGUGAAAUAACAGUAACCGUUCACUAUGGGAGAUGUUCUGGCUCAUGAAUCAGAAUUACUUGGACUUGUGAAAGAGUAUUUAGAUUUUGCCGAAUUUGAGGACACCUUGAAAACAUUUUCAAAAGAAUGCAAAAUGAAAGGAAAGCCAUUAUCUCAAACAGCAAGUGGUUCUUUAAGGGACUCCAAAUCACUGAUCGUCCAGAAGGACCUCGUUGCUGCAUUUGACAAUGGAGACCAGAAGGUGUUCUUCGAUUUGUGGGAGGAGCACGUUCCCAGUUCCAUUCGAGAUCAUGACUCCCUUGCCCAGAAGUUGGAAUUCUAUCUUCACAUCCAUUUUGCCAUCUACCUUCUGAAACACUCCAUAGGGAGACCUGUAGGUUCCCUUUGUGAUUUGGACAAAGAGGACCUGGAUGAGAGGAUUUCUUAUUUUAAAACCUACCUGGAGACCAAAGGGGCAGCGUUGAGCCAGACCACGGAGUUUCUCCCAUUCUAUGCUCUGCCUUUUGUUCCUAACCCCAUGGUACACCCCUCAUUUAAAGAGCUCUUCCAGGAUUCUUGGACUCCAGAAUUAAAGUUGAAGUUGGAAAAGUUUCUGGCUUUAAUUUUUAAGGCCAGUAACACGCCGAAGCUUUUAACAUUAUACAAGGAGAAUGGACAAAGUAACAAAGAUGUGUCCCAGCAGCUCCACCAGCAGCUGGUAGAAGCUGAACGGAGGUCCAUGACGUACCUGAAGCGGUACAAUAAGAUCCAGGCGGACUACCACAAUCUCAUUGGGGUCACAGCAGAGCUGGUGGAUUCUCUGGAGGCCACAGUCAGUGGCAAGAUGAUCACCCCGGAGUACCUACAGAGCGUGUGUGUCCGCCUCUUCAGUGACCAGAUGCGACAGAGCCUGGCCCACAGCGUGGACUUCACAAGGCCUGGGACGGCUUCAACCAUGUUGAGAGCCUCCUUGGCACCUGGGAAACUGAAGGAAGUCCCGUUACUGCCCUCCUUGGAUUAUGAGAAACUGAAGAAAGAUUUGAUUUUGGGGAGUGACCGCUUGAAAGCCUUCCUGUUGCAGGCUCUUCGCUGGCGCUUGACCACGUCCCAUCCUGGAGAGCAGAGGGAGACCGUUCUGGAAGCUUACAUUGGCAACGACCUCCUGGAUUGUCACAGCCACAGCCAGAGGAGCGUGCUGCAGCUGCUGCACUCUAGGAGCGAGGUGGUGCGACAGUAUAUGGCCCGGCUCAUCAAUGCUUUCGCAUCCCUGGCCGAAGGUCGCCUCUACUUGGCCCAGAACACGAAGGUGCUGCGGAUGCUGGAGGAAAGGUUGAAGGAGGAGGAUGAGGACAUCGUCACCCGCGAGAACGUUCUCGGGGCCUUGCAGAAAUUCAGCCUCAGGCGCCCACUGCAGACAGCGAUGAUUCGAGACGGCCUCAUCUUCUGGCUGAUUGAUAUUCUGAAGGACCCCGAUUGCCUGUCGGACUACACACUGGAGUACUCGGUGGCCUUGCUCAUGAACCUCUGCCUCAGGAGUGCAGGGAAGAACAUGUGUGCCAAAGUGGCGGGCCUGGUGCUGAAAGUUCUCUCGGAUCUGCUUGGCCAUGAGAACCACGAGAUACAGCCAUAUGUGAACGGAGCUCUGUACAGCAUACUUUCUAUUCCAUCCAUUCGUGAGGAAGCAAGAGCAAUGGGAAUGGAGGAUAUCCUUCGCUGCUUCAUCAAGGAAGGCAAUGCUGAAAUGGUCCGCCAGAUCGAAUUCAUAAUCAAGCAGCUUAAUUCAGAAGAGCUACUGGAUGGUGUUCUUGAGUCUGAUGAUGAUGAAGAUGAAGAUGAUGAAGAGGACCAUGACAUUAUGGAAGCUGAUCUGGACAAAGACGAGCUGAUCCAGCCGCAGCUUGGAGAGCUGUCAGGCGAGAAGCUUCUGACCACGGAGUACUUGGGAAUUAUGACGAACACGGGGAAGGCAAGGCGGAAAGGCCUGGCCUGUGUGCAGCAGAGUGCCGACGAGCCCCUGCGCCGGCCCGUCACCCCUGGUGGCCACAGGACCGGGUACCCAGUACUGGAAGAUUGUCCCAUUUCUCCCCAGAUGACCCAGCGCUCCCGAAACGGCAGCCUCCCAUCCCUGACAAGCGCCCACCGUCCUGUCUACAAUGGUGCUCAGACCGGUGCUUCCGAGUCUGGCAUCUCUGCUUCGGCCACCGCGGACAUCAGGCCAGGAGAAUGGUUGCCAGCAGGACCUCAGGGAGAGGUUCGCCUGUCCUCCGCAGAAGUCCCCAGCCAGGCCCCAGGCGGUGGAGCAACCACCAGGGAAUUUACAUCAGCCUUCCCCUGCGAGCCCCGGACCCCCAGCACGCCGGCAAUCCUGGACCUGAACCCACCCAAGGCCAAGGCAUCCACUCUGGCCCCUCGGUUCUCUCCGUGCGGCCCCCAGCAGGCCAGCCGCCCUGGCUCCGUGUUGUCCUCCACAAGGGGCCCACAGAGUAAGUCAGACCAGAGGGCAGGGCGCUGUGUUUGUCUGGGCCCCGCAGGCCAAAGGGAAAGCCAGGGCCCUCGCCAGUGUCUCCUCCUGCCCUAGAAACCAGUUCUCCACUCAUCUUCCCAUGUAUGCCAUUGCCAUGAGCCUUGGGGGCUCACACACAGCCCGGCAGACGGGGACCAUCUGGGCAAUGUCGCUCAGAGCAAAGACUCCCCCCACCUCUGUGGAACUUGUGUGGUUGCCCCUGGAACCUGGACCUGCCUUCCAGUGGGGGGCAGCCGACAGCUACUCAGGCAGCCUGGAAACCAAACCAGAGCAGGUGCCUUGGAGGCGGCCACCCCAGUGACUGAGGGUAGGGGGGCCCUGGGGGCCUCCCUCCUGCCAUUUUAGACACUGGAGAGACCACUUCCUCUCUCUAUCCCCUCCUAGCCUGGGCCAGUUGGCCACCUCCUCCACUCCCCAGCUGAGCCUGGACCUUUCUAAAGAGUCUUAACUAAAAAUAAGGGAGGGAGGCCUGGCUGGUGUAGUCAGAGGAGAACAUGACCCUUGAUCUCAGGGUCGUAGGUUCGAGCCCCAGGCUGGAUAUAGUGAUUACUUAAAAAUAAAAUGUUUUUUAAAAUAAAUAAAUAAAAGAAAUCAAAAUAAAGGAAAACAAAAGUGAAAAAGAGGAUGUCAAGCAACAAAAAAAUCUGUCACACUCAGGAUAUAUGCAUUUCUGCCAUUGUACUGCCCCGCACUCUCCCUGCCCCCAUCAUUUCCUGCCGAAGCCCCAGGCAUUCUGGUCAACCCGAGACCUGCUGGGCUAGCCAUGUGGUUAAUGGGCCGUGCCUGGAAAGCCGGCCCAGCCCUCCCUCUUCUCCGGCGCCUCUCUGGGGGUUAACAUGGAGCCAAGCCCCAGCCCCUGCUACCCUCCCCACCGUCCGCAGCAGCGGUGCAGCUCCUACUGCUGCUUCACACGGGCCGAAGGAAGCACCUGCAGGUGCCAGGAGCUCAUGGCCGGAGAGAGGUGGCUGGGCCCAGCCCCGGCGGGCAGUAACUGCAGCAGCAACAGCCGGGACCCUGCGGGCUCCUCCGGGCCCUGCCCGUGCCUGAUAGCUCAGCUAGCAGCAGACCCGUGUCCCAUGGCCUCGACAAACAACAAAACCAUUGCCCGCAGACUCAGCGAGUACCCCCCGCCAAGCUGCCUGCUUCCUGGGAGGAAAGAGCAUGGCCACGUGAGGCGUGUCCGGGCCGCAGAGCCGGUGACCUGGGGGAAGGGAAGGUUCUCUGUAUUCUGUCUGCACAGAGCCAGCUGAAAGAAGGGCCUAUACGAGACAGAGGGGACUCUGUGUGGAUGCCGCCUCCGUGCUGGCAGCUGGCGCGGGCUUUUCUUCUCCAGGGAGCCCAUCUUACAGGAAGUGAGGACAGUUCCUUCCCCGGUGUCACCAUCCCGUUGCCUGAGAACCAGCCAGCUUCCCCCUCUGGCCCAGCGGGCAGCUGCAGGUGACAGAUGUGGAGAGACAGUGGUCCACAAGCCCCCAGGUGGCUUCGGGAGCUGAGGCAAGGCUGGCUGUCCCAGCAGUCCCCUCCACGGGCUCCUGUCGCUGCCCGUCUCAGGUUGUCCCCUCACGCACAGAGGAACGUGGCUGGUAGGCAGCAUGAACCCCACCAGUGAGCUCUUCACCUCAGGAGCCUGUGCAGAGGAGGGGGGACACCUGAAAACCCAGCCAGGGAAGGCGGGGGCAGGACUAGGCCUCGUUGAAACCAGCACUCCUCUCUCCGGCCAGCUGGGAGAAAAACUGUGGGGACUUAGGACAAGGGACACCCAUCCUCAAGCCAUAUUCCGGAGCACCAGAUCGGUUGUUCUCGUCCUCUUUUGAAAUCUGGUAAAACUGUGAUCUAGUCCCAGAUACAGCUUAGAAGCCCCAGCCGCUCUCGAUCUUCUGCACACGUGUUUUAAAGGCCUCCUAGGGCUGGCUGACCGUGUAACCCGCUGUCCUCUUGUAAGAUUGUAAACACAAGAAGUUCCAAUGGCAAAAUGACUAGUCCCCGCUGGGGAGGAUUGUGCUGGCCCCUUGCGGAGGGUGACGUCAGAGCCUGUGUCCUAGGACAGAGCCAGCAAUGUCACCCAAGCGAGGAGCAGGAUCUGACCUCUCCUGAAAUAGGAGUAUUUGAAAUAAAAGUAUCAAUAUUUAGAUGGUA